AUGAUCAACCGCGGUGGAACCAAUUACUACAACAUUCAAGUACAAAUUGGUAGGCAAACAUUUGCCACAGCUCUCAUCCCAGCAGCGGUUGAAUUAGGCACACGAAAAAUUCGUAAUGCCCUCGUACAAAGUCUGAUGAGUGGUAAUCAAGCUGUUGUAACUGCAGGUGAUAAAGGUCAUCGCAGUUGGUGGGUCGCAUUAAUAAGUGCUGCUGGAAUCGCCGCACUACUUGCUGCGUAA
This is a messenger RNA of Didymodactylos carnosus, 240 nucleotides long. The record is from the annotation of a GenBank genome assembly. NCBI's taxonomy places the organism in Eukaryota, Metazoa, Rotifera, Eurotatoria, Philodinida, Philodinidae.